This is a messenger RNA of Exophiala dermatitidis NIH/UT8656, 2354 nucleotides long. RefSeq lists its product as uncharacterized. Lineage: Eukaryota; Fungi; Ascomycota; Eurotiomycetes; Chaetothyriales; Herpotrichiellaceae. The record is from RefSeq and is a predicted model, not a curated record. The transcript has a single exon. The coding region runs from base 698 to 1954 and encodes 418 amino acids.
CCAGGCUGCAGCAAGUGGUCCUCACAAAUAAAUCGAAACCCAUUUCAUGUUCAGAUAUUGCAUUCUUCUUCGCCUACCUACUGUACCUACUACUCUCUUCAGUGCUGCCUGGAGUCGCACCUCGACUGAGAACCCGGCGACCGAACCGGAAACCGAAUCUGAUAUCAUCAUCGCACGCCAUCAUCUACGUGCCACUUGUCACUGUCACUGGCAGCCUGAGUGUACUGUACGCUCCGACCAAUAAUCGACUCCGGUUCACACUGCAGCGGCGGGUACCACUAGCCACGCGGCGUGCAAGUGCCAGGCGGCAAAUCGAAUCAAAUCUGAUCAGAUUAAAUCAGCCCUCAUCAGAUUACGAUUACAAUAAAAUCAGAUCAACAUCAACACUGCAUCAAUCUACAACUAUCAACGCCGGUCCUCUUCCGCUGUACUGCAGUGAGGUCACAGGUCGGAUCUUGUGUUUCGAGUCAGGGCAGUGUACUAUACCUACCUACUGUCUUGCGGAGAAGAUACGGCGACACUGCACGGAGACAGGAUUGACGAUACGACAGGAUUGACGAUCAAUCGCUUCAUUGCAUUUAUAUCCCCAGUUCCGGUCAGGGCUGCACUGUAUUCGAAGGAUAGAGGCUGCGCUAUCUAAUCAAUCACCGGAGGGAUACUCUACAUCCAGAUACAGACAACAAGUGUUGCAUACAAAAUGUCACUCUUUCGCAGCGUGAAAUCGCUCAUCCACCGCAACCACUCCGACGGUGCCGAAGGGGAGUCCGGUUUCCGCACAGCAAAAACAGAAACCGAACUCUUCCCCCCAACACGGCCCGAAGUCGACGGCGAAGAAUGUCUACACGACUGCACAAGUUGCACGACACACUAUCCAGCGAAGUUCUCAAUUGACGAAAGCGACAAGCUGUACGGCCACGUCAAGGGUUGGAACACGCAUUUGAUCGUCGGUACAGGCAAAACCGACUGGGUGCGCGACGUGACGGACGAAAAGGGAUCUGUGAUGCAGGCUGUCGGUAAAGCCGGCCUGGACCGCAAGAACGGCAAGAUCAUGUUGAGUGCGAGUAAUUUGCCUCCAAGUCUUGAUCAUGACCAUCAUCAUGAUGAGGAUGUCGAGCCCGGCACCAGUGAUUGUUUGUUGUUGCCUGCUUGGGUGGUUAUCGAAAAGGUCGCGCCGAGUAAAGUCGAGACGUUGCUCAGGGAGGUGGUGGAGCAGAGUCCGACGAAUACUACGCCGUUGAGAAGAGAACAGCCCCAACAUCAACAGAGUGGUGUUGGUGUGACCCCUAGUACUGCCAAUGGACAUGUGUCGGCAGGAAAUGAAGAAGUCCAUGAACAGCAGCAACACAAACAACAAGAGGAUGUGGACGUUGACGUUUCGAAACUACAUAUCAACGACUCCCUCGAACCCAGAUCGCUGCCGGCCACGGUUUCUUCCAACUUUAGGAUCAGGCCUAUUCCCCACGAUUACUUGAUUCUCAUGUGCAGCCACAAAACCCGCGACGCCCGCUGUGGCCAGUCGGCUCCCCUGCUGCGCAAGGAGUUUGAACGCAUCCUCCGUCCUAUGGGCCUGUACCGCGAUUUCCAUGACGAUCGGCCCGGUGGGGUGGGUAUCUAUUUCAUUAAUCAUGUUGGUGGGCACAAGUAUAGUGCCAACGUGCUGAUUUAUCGACGCGCAACUGCGAAUGCAGGAGGCCAGAGGCCGAGUCAGAAUGCGAACAACGACAGGAAUAUCGACAAGGACAAGGGCAAGGUUGACAGCAACAGCAACCCGGGGUCCGAGGGGGAGGCUGCCGCCAUUCCAAAAGAAGCCGUCCAGCUGAUUUGGUUGGCUAGGGUUAGGCCCGAGGACUGUGAGAAUAUCGUUCGGUAUACGAUUCUGCAGGGCAAGGUGGUUAAGCCGAAGAGUCAGUUGAGGGCUGGCUUUGAUCGGGAAAAGUGUUUGGUUUCGUGGUGAUCGUUGAAACUAAAAUAAAAGGAGACGAGGGAGUAGCUCGGGCGGACUGGCUGACAAUGGUUGACUGACUGACUAGACAAGAGGCUGAUGGUGGAAAGGGACGUGGUUUUUAUGGUUCUUGAGCGAUAGAUUGUCACAUACGAAGCAUGAUACACUGGCAGUAGAUGGGAAAAUUGAAUUGCUAAUGGUCCAACGGAUGCCUGCUAUGUAGGGUACUCAAAACACCGGAGGUACAAGUACAAGUAGAUGUUGCGCAUGCGUACAUGCAUCGGGUUAUAGAAAGAUGACGAUGAAAACAACAAACGACAACGAUAACAGCCACUCUGGCCGAGGGAAAUCGGUAUCUGUAUGAUAUUGCGAGGGUAGUGUUGCAAGUAGCAUGUCACUGCUGAAGGAGAGU